Molecule: messenger RNA, 3341 nt
Organism: Urocitellus parryii (Arctic ground squirrel)
Lineage: Eukaryota; Metazoa; Chordata; Mammalia; Rodentia; Sciuridae
Gene: Me1
Product: malic enzyme 1
Biological process (GO): pyruvate metabolic process; malate metabolic process
Cellular component (GO): mitochondrion
Molecular function (GO): malate dehydrogenase (decarboxylating) (NADP+) activity; NAD binding
Source: RefSeq, a predicted model, not a curated record
UCCCCGCGCGGCCGCCACCGUAGCCGCCGCAUUCCGCGCCGGCGCCUCAGCAGCACUCGCCGCCUGCACCGCGCUCCGGCCAGACCCCACUGCCCAGCCUCGCGCCAGCCAUGGAGCCCACGGCCCCCCGCCGCCGCCACACCCACCAGCGCGGCUACCUGCUGACGCGAAACCCCCACCUCAACAAGGACUUAGCUUUUACUCUGGAAGAAAGACAACAGUUGAAUAUUCAUGGAUUGUUGCCACCUUGCUUCAUCAGCCAGGACAUCCAGGUCCUUAGAGUAGUUAAAAAUUUUGAGCGUCUGAACUCAGAUUUUGACAGGUAUCUUCUUUUAAUGGAUCUUCAAGAUAGAAAUGAAAAGCUCUUUUAUAGAGUGCUAACGUCUGACAUUGAAAAAUUCAUGCCUAUUGUUUAUACUCCAACUGUGGGUCUGGCUUGCCAACAAUAUAGUUUAGCAUUUCGGAAGCCAAGAGGUCUCUUUAUUAGUAUCCAUGAUCGAGGGCAUAUUGCUUCAAUUCUUAAUGCUUGGCCAGAAGAUGUCAUCAAAGCUAUUGUGGUGACUGACGGAGAGCGUAUUCUUGGCCUGGGAGAUCUUGGCUGUAAUGGAAUGGGCAUCCCUGUGGGUAAAUUGGCACUAUAUACAGCUUGUGGAGGAGUAGAUCCUCAACAGUGUCUGCCUAUCAUUCUGGAUGUGGGUACAGAAAAUGAGGAGUUACUUAAAGAUCCACUGUACAUUGGAUUACGACAGAGAAGAGUGAGAGGUCCUGAAUAUGAUGACUUUUUGGAUGAAUUCAUGGAGGCAGUUUCUUCCAAAUAUGGUAUGAAUUGCCUUAUUCAGUUUGAAGAUUUUGCCAAUGUGAAUGCAUUUCGUCUCCUGAACAAAUAUCGAAAUCAGUAUUGCACAUUUAAUGAUGAUAUUCAAGGAACAGCAUCUGUUGCAGUUGCAGGUCUCCUUGCAGCUCUUCGAAUAACCAAGAACAAACUAUCCGAUCAAACAAUACUAUUCCAAGGAGCUGGAGAGGCUGCCUUAGGGAUUGCACACUUGAUUGUUAUGGCCAUGGAGAAAGAAGGUUUACCAAAAGAGAAAGCCAUCAAAAAGAUAUGGUUGGUUGACUCAAAAGGAUUGAUAGUUAAGGGUCGUGCUUCCUUAACACAAGAGAAAGAAAAGUUUGCUCAUGAACAUGAAGAAAUGAAGAACCUAGAAGCCAUUGUUCAGAAAAUAAAACCAACUGCCCUCAUAGGAGUUGCUGCAAUUGGUGGUGCAUUCUCAGAACAAAUUCUCAAGGAUAUGGCAGCCUUCAAUGAACGGCCUAUUAUUUUUGCUUUGAGUAAUCCAACCAGCAAAGCAGAAUGUUCUGCAGAGCAGUGUUAUAAAAUAACCAAGGGACAUGCAAUUUUUGCCAGUGGCAGUCCUUUUGAUCCAGUCACUCUUCCAAAUGGACAGACCCUAUACCCUGGACAAGGCAACAAUUCCUAUGUGUUCCCUGGAGUUGCUCUUGGGGUUGUGGCAUGUGGACUAAGACACAUCACAGAUAAGAUCUUUCUCACUACUGCUGAGGUUAUAUCUCAGCAAGUGUCAGAUAAACACUUGGAAGAGGGUCGGCUUUAUCCUCCUUUGAAUACUAUCAGAGACGUUUCACUAAAAAUUGCCGUAAAGAUUGUGAACGAUGCAUAUGAAGAAAAGACAGCCACAGUUUAUCCUGAACCACAAAACAAAGAAGCAUUUGUCUGUUCUCAGAUGUACAGUACUGAUUAUGACCAGAUUUUACCUGAUUGUUAUACUUGGCCUGAAGAGGUCCAGAAAAUACAGACCAAAACUAACUAGUAGCAUAAUUUAGCCAACAUUAACUUCAUUAUUGAGAUCUUUAAGUCUUUUAUAAUUUUUAAAUGUUAGUAUCUUUUUUGAUGAUUCAUAACAUGAUUAGAUUAAGAUAAUUUUACUUUAACCAUUAAAAUUUAUAGAAUAUUAAUAUAAGUUAGGACAAACUUCACACUACACAAUUUUCCUUCAUUUACCUUCUGGUUAUUUAUAGUUUCAAUCUUAAUUAUUUUGUCCAAAUUCUCUUUAAAAGCCAUUGUACUGACUACUGAGAAACUCAUUUUUAUAUAAAAAAAUGGGAAGACCAAAAUUAGUAAUAUUGAUAUGAUCAGCAUUAAACCUCAUAAUUCUUUUGUUGACAAUUAUGUUAAUUCCUUCUUUUAAAAAAUAAAGAUAGAAGUGAAUUUAGGCAUAACUGAACUUUUGCUAAACAUAAAUAACACUACUUUGUUACCUGGAGAAAAGCAACUUGUCAGGUGUACUUAUUCCAGUCCUUCAUUGUAUUUGUUCUUUUUGUGUAACGGAAUCUGACAUUUCUAAGAAAGAUCAUUGCUGUUUACAAAACCUGUGCAGCCUUAGAUUUUAAUAUUCUUUUUUCCAUUGUUAUGUCUUAUAGAGCAAAGUGCUUAUUACCUUGGUUCACAGUCAGAAACCUUCUCAAGAGUAUUUUUAUUUCUCCACCGAACAAAUGCCCUAUCCUUCAACUACCACACUGUGGCUAAGGGCCUUAUGGACUGCCUGUCCAGAGGUUUGUACCUUCAGUUCAGCAUACCUGAUGAGUGAAAACAGCUAAAAACAGAGUCAAGAUCCUUGAUAGGGACUUCUUAAGCCCGGUUCUUAAGACAAUGAUCUGAUGAAUCAGGAGCAAGGCGCUGAUUCCCUAACAAGCUGGGUGUCUACUUGAGUGAUCUGCUUGAAUGUUCCAUUGAUUAACUCAGGUAACUAAGAGCUCAGUGUAUAAGUUCAAAAUUUCUCUGGAGUUUGGAGAAAUUUUUAUAAUUAUGUCCACAGUGUCUGAAAUAAUAUUUCUGUAUUUCUAUCAGUUACUAAAAUAUUUUAAUUAUAAAACCCAGACUAUGAUAAAGAAUAGUUAUAUCCCCAGAUUGUAUUAAUUUACUUUAGAUAUUAAUGAUUGAACUAAUGGAAACAUUUUUGAAUUCUUAAGCUCAGGUGCAAUAACAUUUGCUAUUUAUUUAUAGAAUCAUCUAGAGAAUUUUCUGUUUUUGAAGUAAUGAUUUAUAGAGUAUAAGAUGUUAAAGAUAGACUGCACUAUGAAAUGCUAUUAUUGAAAGCUGAAGGUUAUACAGAUUGUUUCAGGUGUGAGUGGAAUGGACCAGGGACUUUCUUGUGGUAACAUUUAGUUAAGGGUUUCUGUAACACAGUUAUUUGGAAAAGAUUCAUAAUACUUAAGAAAUAAGUAUUGUUUGUUUCCUUGUUGUUAUAUAGCUCUAACUAAAUGUAUUUACCUAUGCAAAGAUUUCUUAAACCAAGAAAAAGUGAAUGAAUAAAAUUAUAAAAUGA